CCACCUGUUCAGUCAGAAGACAACACGCUCUCGCAGAAGAACAAUCAUGGAUCUUAAACUGGUACUGCUGGUUGCCGCGUCCGCCCUAAUGGCGGAGGCCUACCCCCGCUAUGUGGCCGUCCCGAGCCGUAUAGCGGCGCGCUCGUACCCCAUGUACUACCCGCAGGAGUCGCGCUUGAGGCCCGUGGUGAGCCUCGUGGAAGACUCUCGGCCCGUGGUCAUCCUUGAGAAGGAGGAGGAGCCCCAGCAGUGGGAACUGGACGAGGCCAGCUCUGACCGCUACGAGCGCCAGUCGGGCGGCCACGGCGGCGGCUACGGCGGCGGCAACGACCACGUGGAUUACGGCGCGUAUACCGGCGGCUACGGAGCUUUCGGUUGGUACUCGGAUCAUCCCGUGUGUAUCAACUGCGGAUACCAUCACUAAGACUGGUCUGCCACGUGGUUCCCCUGUGGUAUAGUGUGCUCUGACCUCCGGCAGGGUGAUGAUCUGAACCUAGUCCUACUCCAUGCUAACGGCUAUAUUCAUUUUUACAUUCCACUGCAGUAUAGAUCCUCAUGAUCAGCCCCACCCCGCCCUCCCUAUUGUAAGUAAAAAUGAAUGCUAUUUAAAGCGAAAGAUCCCAUAUCCCUCAACUACAACCCUGCCGAAAGUAUUUUGUUAGUAGUGACCGUUGGUUACUUCAGAUCUCCACCACCAUAGCUAUUAUAUCUAGUCCUUGCCUUGUUGCAAUUGUUAGUUCGCAAUAUUUGGCACUUUGUUCUUGUUUGUUUUUGUAACAGCUGUUAUUAAAGUAUUCAGUUUUGUAAAAA
Molecule: messenger RNA, 810 nt
Organism: Penaeus chinensis
Lineage: Eukaryota; Metazoa; Arthropoda; Malacostraca; Decapoda; Penaeidae
Exons: 2
Coding region: 47-424 (125 amino acids)
Source: RefSeq, a predicted model, not a curated record